UCUGUGGAAAUCAGUGCCUAGACUUGGCUUAUACUCUACUGCAUAGCAAAAAUAUCAAUACAUAUACCAAAUCAGUAGCUUCUGGACCUAAAAAGAGAGGAAAAUAGGCAGAAAAAUGAAUUUAUGGAGGAAAAUGAGAAGGUCAGACUGGGUCUUUCCCACUGUUUUGCUUUCUCUUUAUGGUUUCUUUGCCAACUGCAGACCAGCAGAGCCUUUUCUUACACCAUAUUUAGUGGGACCCAAAAACAUCUCUGAGGAAGUAGUAACAAACUACCUGUUUCCCAUCUGGACGUACUCCUACCUGUCCCUGCUCUGCCCAGUCUUCCUACUGACGGAUUUGCUCAGAUACAAACCUCUGAUUGUAACUCAAGGCCUUUUUCUGGUCACAAAUUACAUCAUUUUGUGCUUUGCCAACAGCUUGCCCGCUCUAACCUACCUGCAGUUUAACUUUGCCAUGGUCACAUCCACCGAAGUGGCCUACUUUUCUUAUAUCUACAGCGUUAUUCCUCCUGAACGCUACCAGCGGGCCACGGGGUAUGUUCGCAGUGCUAUGCUAGCUGGGUAUACGUUUGGAGCCACAUUAGGGCAGAUGCUAAUAUCAUUAGCCAACACAAGCUACUUCCAUGUAAACACUGUUACUUUGAGUCUAAUGGUAGUGGCAUUGUGUAUUUCUUUGAGCCUCCCAAUGCCUCAGCAUGGAGUGUUUUUUAAGAAAAAGCAGGUGGAGGUGUCAGUGGACAUGAUGAAUGAGGUUGCAGAUGGAGGUUUUAGUUCGGCUCUAAAGAAAGAGGUUACAGGAAGGUGUUGUUCUUGCGAACACAUUAAAACAUCAGGAAAACAGAUGUGGGAGAGUCUGAAGGAGUCGUACUCAUCCAGAAGGCUGGUGCAGUGGUCGCUCUGGUGGGCUUUGGCUACGGCGGGUUAUGGACAGGUUUUUAAUUAUGUCCAGCUGAUGUGGGACCACAUUGAGCCCUCCAGCACGUCCUCAGUGUAUAAUGGUGGAGUAGAGGCCGUCAGCGCACUUGUAGGUGCUGCCGCAGCCUUCUCUGUUGGUUAUAUCCAGGUACAGUGGGGAGUUUGGGGUGAGCUCUCUCUGGGUGUUUUCUCUGCCAUCGGUGCCGGGUGUGUGUUUCUCAUGGGCCUCACCAACAGCAUCUGGCUGAGUUACGCAGGCUACGCCAUCUUUAAAGCCUCAUACAUGUUCCUCAUCACCAUCACAAUGUUUCAGAUAGCGGUGAACCUCUCUAUGGAAUGUUACGCUCUGACUUUUGGCCUUAACUCUUUUGUUGCCCUUACACUUCAAACUAUACUUACUGCCAUCGUGGUGGACAAUACAGCUCUGGGACUGGACAUUGCAACACAGUUUCUUGUAUAUGGAGGUUACUACAGCAUAAUCUCUGUACUGUUCCUCGUCCAAGGACUUUACACUGUUUGUAGGCAUUUCUGCACGUCUACAAACACAGAGGGGCUUUCUGCCAUCAUGGAGGAUCAACAGAAAUCAGACACAAGUGGGAAACAGGAAACACAAUCAUCAUCAUCACCACAAAACAAAGAACAUUCAGCACUACAGGCUUACACUGAAACUGCACUGUAAUAGGAUGUUGUAUGUUGCAUAAUAUAGGUAUUGUUCAUUUAUUCAGUAAGACUACUUAAACUCAUUUGUUGUUUCCUGUUUACGUUUUAAAAGAAGCCUAUUUUCACAAACCGAACAAAUAAAACAAUAUAAGAUUGUUUCGUGUAAACUAGCUAACAUGCUAACGUUGCGUCUAAGAUAUUAACAUGACAUGUUUAUCUUUCUUGUGAACAGAAUCAACAAAUGAAACCGCUAACAGGACGUCUUUUCUGUAAUAUAACACCGGAAGUUUUUGAAACAGGACGCUGGGAAUAGCGGAAGUGACGUCGACCAUUUGAAAUCUGGGAUUUGCAGUCGAACAGCCUCUUUUGCAGUAACAUUGAAAGUGUUCAUGUUUAUCCACAUUACUAGACUGCUUUUGUUUUGUAUGACUAUACAGUGAUCAUUACAGUUAUGUUUUCAUAAACGAACAGCACAGUGCAAUAUAAAACAAUACAGAUGUUGUUAAAUCUCUUAAAAUACAUUGUAUGAAUGAAUGCUAAAGUAGACGCAUACUAAUGAUGUCCAUCGGUUAAUAAAAAAAGCAAAG
This is a messenger RNA of Danio aesculapii, 2162 nucleotides long. RefSeq names its product solute carrier family 19 member 3b (gene slc19a3b). The coding region runs from base 116 to 1594 and encodes 492 amino acids. The record is from RefSeq and is a predicted model, not a curated record. Lineage: Eukaryota; Metazoa; Chordata; Actinopteri; Cypriniformes; Danionidae. Gene Ontology annotation, cellular component: plasma membrane. Gene Ontology annotation, biological process: vitamin transport; transmembrane transport. Gene Ontology annotation, molecular function: vitamin transmembrane transporter activity. The transcript has 5 exons.